CGCGAGAGUUAAACGAGAUUAGCAGCUCAGCAGCUAGCAGUGAGCUAACCGUGGGAUGACUGUACAUGAAGUGUGAAAAUGAGCUGUGUGUUUCCGGACAGAUGAGUUUACAAACCGCACACCGAUUUAAUACGAGACUGUAAUUCUUUAUAUUUUUUAAACCAUGGAUUUAAACUCUAAGAGUCGCUAUCCCGCGGAGGAGGGCGAGCUGGAGGACGGGGAGAUCUGCGACGAUGAAGCGGAAGACAGUGUGCCGCUCCGGCGGGGGGAGGGUAACAGGCCCCGCGGAGGAGCUCCUCCACGACCGAGAAAACCUCACCAACACCCGCACGGCCUGCCUCUACACCCUGCCCUCCCGCCGCCAGAUUUUCGCCUCCUCAUGCCAUACAACCGCGGACCUUUCCUCCCGAACCACCGGCAGCAGUGCGGGCCGAGCGGGCCCGACCGGCCUCCCUCACCUCCGCCGCUGCUGCUCCCUCCGCCAGGGCUGGGACCUCACGGAGAGCCGAGCCCGAGGAGCAGCUUCUGGGAGCGGAGCCACGGGGCCCUGGGCCGGUUCAGACACCGGGGCAUGCCGAACGGGGGACGAGGAAACUGGAACCGAGGGACCCGGGGAGGAGGAAACAUGAGAGGUCCCCCCGGUCGGUACGGGCCCGGAGAGAUUCACGGCAACAAGAACGAGUCCCCCCUGAGGAAACAGAAGCCUAUGGGGAGGCCUCAGGUGAGGAAAGCGGCUCACAGUGUCUCCAAAGCGGACUCGUGUGUAGACGAGUCGUUUGAGGACCUGCUGUCCAAGUACAAACAGAUCCAACUGGAGCUGGAGUGUAUCCGUAAAGAGGAGACCAUGGCUCUGGAGCCUGACGGCUCUCCUGCCAGAGAGCCGUCAGACACCAACACAGCAGGGAUCCCAGAGAACAAACCAGAACCAGAACCAGAACCAGCAGGAGCAGAGGACACAGCUGACAAAAAAGUGUUUCAGGCUUUCAACAUCAAACCUCUCCGGCAGAAACUCCCCACCCCCUCCGACCUGGACGAGCUGAGGAGGAAGUGGGCGGAGCAGCAGAAGGCAGAAGGCGGGGCUGAGAAGGACGGAGAAGAAGAGAGUGGAGGACAGGACAGAGCAGAGGGAGAGCAGAGACAUGAAGAAGAGACUGAGGAGGACGACAAGAAGAAGACGGCGUGUCCCAGCUGCACGCCGGAAACGGACAAAGAGAAGAAGACGGCGUGUCUGAGCUGCACGCCGGAAACGGACGAAGAGAAGAAGACGGUGGCGGCGUGUGUGUGCUGCACAACGGAAACAGACAAAGAGAAGAAGACGGUUGCGGCGGUGGCGUGUCCGAGCUGCACACUGGAAAAGGACAAAGAAAAGAAGAAGAAGACGACAGUGACGGCGUGUAUGUGCUGCAUACCGGAAACAGACAAAGAGAAGAAGAAGAAGACAGCGGCGUGUGUCAGAGAGUCAUCGGCCUCAAGCGAAGACUCCGCCCUCUCUCCUGACAAGGUGGGGGUGAAAGUGGAGGAGGAGGAGCUUUCAGAGCUGCAGCUGCGUCUUCUCGCUCUGCAGUCAGCCAGUAAGAAGUGGCAGCAGAAGGAGCAGCAGGUGUUGAAGAGAAGCAAAGACCGGAUCACCAGAGCGGUCCAAGGCAAGACUCCAGGACCAGGACCCAGACCAACUCCCAGCAGGCAGAGAGUCUCCACCAGGUCCUCGUCUGCUGCUGCUGCUGCUGCUGCUGCUGCUGCUGCUGCUGCUGCUGCAGAGAGAAGCAGAACCAGGUCCAAGCCUCCUCCUGACAGGGAUCGGAACAAGACCGGCGGGGCCAGACCUGCAGACAGGGACCGAGACAGACCCAAACCCAGUCCUAAACCCAAUCCUAAACCUAGUCCUAAACCAGGUCUUAAACCCAGUCCUGCUCUGGUCCUCAGAUCAGCAGAGCGGAGAGCAGAGAGAGCUCACAGUUUGAAGAAGGUGAUCAGUCCAGGCUCCGUGGCGAAGCAGGCGUUCAGGAAGCAGCAGUUGAGGACGUGGAAGCUGCAGCAGCAGAGGGAGCAGGAGGAGAAACGUCGGCAGGAUGAGGAGGAGAGACGCAAACGAGAGGAGGAGAUCCGCAGGAUCCGAGAUCUGUCCAAUCAGGAUGAGCAGUACAACCGCUUCAUGAAGCUGGUGGGGGGGCGGAGCCAGAUACGCAGCAAGUCCAGAGACAGAGACCACAGGAAGUCUGCAGGUAAACAGGGUCUGGACGCCUCAGGGAACCUUUAUCAGUAUGACAACUAUGACGAGGUCGCUAUGGAUACGGACAGUGAAACCAGCUCCCCAGUCCCGUCUCCGCCCCCUCAGCUGCUCCCUGAUGACUUAGGAUGUUUCCCUCAGCUGUCUCAGUAUGUGAAUGCUGCCCAUCACUUCGGAAUGGAGUUCUCUCAGCCCUUCCUCACCCCGCUACUGCCAGGUACACCUCCACCUCCUCCUCCUCUCCCCCCUCUCCCCCCCGAGGAGCUUGAGCCUCCUCCCAAACCUCCGUUUGCUGAUGAGGAGGAGGAGGAGGAGAUGCUGCUGAGGGAGACAUGUCUGAUGUCGAUGGCCAAUAAGAGAGUGCCCGCCACCGAGGAGAUGAGCUCCAGCGCUCCUCCUUCUCCUGGUGGUCCUCCUCCUGCAGGAGUCCACCCUCCCCUCAGGGGAAACCUGAGCACCGUCAGUCUGAACACGGUGCCUCCAUCACGCUCCAACAAGUUCAGCAGAGGACACCACAGCAACAGAGCGCCCCUGGUGCUUCCUCGACACAAGUCUGUGGUCGUUUCUCUGAUCGACUCGGACGACAGUGACUCAGACCAGGACGCCUGCAGCUCAUCUCAGGUGGCGUUUGGAGGCCUUGAGUUCAUGAUCAAAGAGGCUCGCAGGACGGUGGAGGCCACCAAGCCGAAAGCAGCGUCAGGAUCAGAGAAGGAGAACAACCCGCUCCGAACGCCAGACGCUCUUCCCGAAAACAAGAAGGCAGAGUACCGCCUGCUCAGAGACGAGAUUGCCAGCAGGGAGAAGCAGAAGAUGCUGAAGGAUAACAGUCCGAGUCGUCGAGUGUUUCCUGCUGUCUCGGACUCUGUGAUGAAUACAUGUUUAAAGUCUGCAGCACAAAUCAAACUGAGUGAAGCCGAGCAGAAACUCAACAAGCACAGAGAGCUGCUGCAGAGGGACGAGGCGAUGCUCAGACACCUCCUGCAGCAGGAGCUGAAAAAGAGGGAGUCUCUGAAGGCGGCCGAGGGGAAGGUGGUCAGACUCAGAGAGCAGCUGCAGGCGUCAGAGAAGAUCGUCAGCGUCAACAGGUUGCUGCUCAAGAAGCUGCAGGAACAGGUGCACCGCGUUGAACAUCGGGUGUCCAUAAAGAAAGGUGUGGCUGUCAGGUUGGAGCAGGAGCUGGCUCAUGCUCAGCUGGCUGCAGGACGAGGACCCAAACGCAGAGCCGACGACACCCACAGCCAGCCCGGUAAGCUGCAGCGUGUGGACGGCACCCUCCGCGGGUCAGAGCAUCACUUUGCGGAGCUGAUUGCUCAGAAGCAGCGUCUGCAGCAGCUGGAGUCAGAGUACGCCCUGAAGAUCAAGAAGCUGAAGGCGGCCCAGGCCCUGCACCACCGAGGAGUCACGGCUGAUGUCCUCACAGAGCCCCCCCCACGAGUCUCCACCCCUCCUGACCCCCCGCCCGCACCCCCAACCACCACUCCGUCCCCGUUCCCUCUGCCCCAGCCCUCCCUGCACGACCUCACUCAGGACAAACUCACCUUGGACAGUGAGGACGCCCCCGAGGGUGAAGACCAAGAGACAGAAUCUGCCCCUCCAGCUGCAGCUCCACCUGCUGCCGUCACUGCUGCUGCUGCGAAACCCCCCCGCAGACUCUCCCUCCGUCAGUCCAGCUGCUCCUUCACCAAACCAAACCUAGAGACACCCAGCUCCACCCCCGCUAAAGACAGCAGCACCCCCAAACCCUCCAAAACCUGCAGCAGCUCCAGCAGCUCUGCUCCACCUGUAGAGGUGUUUACAGGUCUGGACAUGGAGGCUGUGAAGCUCAGGUACCAGGAGCAGGCCCGACUCGGGGAGCUGCUGCUCAAAGAGCUGCGUGACCUGGGAGGACAGGUGGACAACCCCCCACCUGGACAGGUGGUUCCUGUGGAGAUGGACGUACCUACCAGCCAAUCAGGGAGCAGUGAGCUGAGGCCUGUUCCCUUCGGACUGUAUCAUAGCCCGCUGCUGGUCUUCAGAUCGUACAGGUUCAGUCCGUACUACAGGACCAAGGAGAAGUUUCCUCUGAGCUCCGUGACCUUCAGCAACGCCAUCGAUCCAUCCAAGAACUUCUGUCGCUUUGACCUCACAGGCAGCUGCAACGACGACCACUGCAGAUGGCAGCACAUGAGGAACUGCACGCUGACAGGAAACCAGCUGUUCCAGGACGUCCUGUCAUAUAACUUGCAGCUGAUUGGCUGCUCUGAGACCAGCUCCGAUCAGGACAUCAGCUCAGCCACAGAGCGGUACAUGAAGAAGCUGUUUGGAUCAAACAAAGACCGGAUGGGCGUGGAUCAGAAGGCCGUCCUCCUGGUUAGCAAAGUGAACGAGAGCAAACAUCACGUCCCUCCCUUUACCACCUGUAAGGACAUGAGGAGGUGGAGGCCAAAACCUUCAGCUCCAAGCAGCUCCAUCGCGGAGGACGACAGCGACGAUGAGCCAGCAGGAGGAGACCCAGCCCCUCGACGACACGAUGACUGCGUCAGGGGCAGCCUGUCAGCUCUGGAUGUGUGCGUCACCUCCGAGGACAAACGAUACUUCAUCAGUGAGACAGACGACAUAUCAAACCUGGAGACGAGUGUGCUGGAGAAACCCCGAGACACGCAGCUGUGGAUCAAACUGGCCUUUAAAUACCUGAACCAGAGCGACACGUCUGCAGCAGAGUGUCUGGAAGCUGCUCUGAACACGCUCUCUCGAGCUCUGGAGAGUAACUGUGACAACCCCGAGGUGUGGAGUCACUACCUGCUCCUGUUCUCCAGGAGGGGCAGCAGGGAGGAGGUGCAGGAGAUGUGUGAGAUGGCGGUGGAGCACGCACCCGACUACAGAGUGUGGUGGAACUACCUGACUCUGGAGAGCUCGUUUGAGGGGAAGGACUUUGUGUGCGAGCGUCUGCUGCAGUUCCUCGUCUCCUCCUCGUCUUCACCCUCGAACACUCUCUCCUUUCACCUGAUGGAGGCGCUGCUCUACAGGGUGCAGCUCAACCUGUUCACUGGACGCAUGGAGAGCGCGCUGGCUAUCCUACAGAGCGCUCUGAAGUCUGCUCAUGAUAGGAGUAUAGCAGAUCAUCUGACCUCCAGAGACCGAGCUCUACUCUGGCUCACUUUUAUCCACCUGACAGAGUUUGACCGUCUGCCCUCGAGUCUGUACGACCCGGCAGAGUCGGGUCCGUCCAGGCUGGUCAGCAGAGAGUCCUUCCUGCUUCCUUGGAGGACAUCACAGGACAUCAGCACGCCGCCCGACAUCCUCAUUGCUCUGUUUCAGGACGGCGUCCGGCAGUGCAGCGAGGAAUCCGUGUCUCAGAGUGAGCGGACGCUGGCCUGCCUCCCUCUGCACACAAACCUCAUUCUCCUGCACACACUGCUGCACAGGUAUGAUGAAGGUGUGUCUCUGUGCCAGUCUCUGCUGAGCUCGUGUCCUGACUCGUGCGCUCUCAGAGACACUCUGGCUGACCUUCACAUCAGGAGAGGAGACUCUGAUGAGGCCGUCAGCAUGUGGCUGCACGCUCUGGCCGAGUGUCCCAACAACGCUGAGGUCUUCUACCACUGCUGCAGGUUCCUAAUGGCACAGGAGAAGUCGAGUGCCGUCUCUCCUCUGUUCAGAGGCUUCAUUUUGUCUCUGUGUGAGGACCAGCAGAGCCACAAGACACCUGUGGACCUGCUCAGACACAUUCUGGGGUUUCCCACCAAGGACGUCCUGAGAGAACCAAUCAUCAAAGAGCUUCAGGAGCAGCUGAGCCAGCAGACUGCCCAUCUCCACCUGAUACACUGUCGUUGGCAGUGGCUGCACAGCUCUGAGGAGGACACUCAGGACGCCUUUGAGCGAGCGUUGGGAUCGUCUCUGACUCUGGAGGAGCUGCACACUCUGUGGACGGAUUACCUGUCGUUCAGCAGCAGCCUGCAGGCCCGUAGCCCCUCCCACAGUCACUCCAAACUGUUCUCAGAUCUGGUCCAUCGCUGUCUGUGCACCGUUCCCUCCAGGCUGCAGGUCCCCUUCAACCCUGCAGAGUUCUGGAGCUGCUACACCUUCCACAACAAGGUGAUCUCUCUCUACCUGAGCUGCCUGCCUCAGUCCCAGCAUGCACUGGUGCUGGAGAGACUGAGAUACUCUAUGCCCAACAACACUGAGCUGGGCCUGAGGUUGCUGCAGCAGGAGUGGAAGGAUGAAAACAUGGAGCAGCUGAAGUUUCAGGCCCGCAUGCUGUGCAGCAACGCUCCAAAGUGUGUGUCCAGCUGGAGGAUAGCCAUCACUGUGGAGAGAGAGCUGAAGGAGACAUCUGAGGUGCGACUUCUCUACCAGCAGGCUCUCCAGAACCUUCCACUGUGUGCUGGCCUGUGGACAGAUCGGCUGCUGUUUGAGGCGGCUGAAGGCGGCGGCGGUGCAGCUUCAACGGUGUGGGCGGAGCGUCUGCGGCGGCUGCUACUCAGGUGUCAGCAGGUGGGCGUGAGUGUCAGUGAGCCGCUCAGUUUAGCGUCUCUGUGUGUGACAGAGCAUCAGUGACUCAUUCAUUAACACAUCAGUCAGCGGGUGGAGGUGAGACAGCGCCCCCACCUGGAGCUGCUUUAAACGCCAUCAUGUACGUAAGUAUCACCUGCUGAGUGAUUUCUUCUCUCCUGUUUUUGUUCUUCAGUUGUUUCAUUUCCUCCUUGUUUGAUUUUCUCUGAGGGGGGAGGGGGGGGUCUGACACCUCAGGGUACUGUCUGACCCCCCCACACCCCACCCCCACCCCCCGUGUGUUUAAAGGAUGUUCCCCUGAAAAUCUGCACGUUGUCUUUUCUUUGUCUCCGGAGGAAAAACAAGACUUUAAUUUAAUAAAAACACAAUCAGACUUUUUCACUAUUGAUGCCGGAGACCCCCCCUCCCCCCCUCUCUCUGUAGUAUUUUCUAUUUGGCUUUGUCCGAACAAAAAGAGUGAGAGAGAGACUACCGCAGAGACUGAUCCAGCUGCAGUCAGGACGUGGCUAACGUGGCUAACAUGCUACAAACAUGUGCAAUCUGUCUUUUUUUUUUCUUUUUGUCAAAAUCAUAAAGUGAUUAAAGAUUUUUAGCACGAAGAGGAGAACACGUCCUUCAGCUGUUGUUUUUUUUAUUAAUGUACCUUUAAGAUGUUAUUAAAUUAUUUUCUGAAGAGAAACCUGA
Messenger RNA from Labrus bergylta (ballan wrasse), 7399 nucleotides. NCBI's taxonomy places the organism in Eukaryota, Metazoa, Chordata, Actinopteri, Labriformes, Labridae. The record is from RefSeq and is a predicted model, not a curated record.